AUGUCCCCAGCCGAGAACCACGGCCGCCCACCGCACAUCCUCGUGGCGUCAGCAUGUCCCGUACCACUCGACCUUGAAGUCAAUAUCAAAGAGCGGCUCCUCGAGCUCGGCAACGUCUCCUUGAAGUUCAUCACCAAUGCCGUCACCUGCUCCGGCAAUGACAUCUGGCCCACCAUAACGCACUUCAGGGCCGGACGGCAGUGCAGACCUCUGUAUCGCCUCAAAGACGCCAAACAUGUCCAGUACGAGGCGGCCGAGCUCUGCGCAUGGGCGGACAUGCUCAUACUCGCUCCCAUCGACGCGGACAACCUCGCCGCCAUGCUGCAGGGCCGGGCAAACAACAUGGUGCUGGAGAUCAUAAGAAGCUGGGAUGUUUCAAAGAAGAUGUUCCUCGUGCCGGGCAUGUCGUGCUCGAUGUGGGAGAACCCAAUGACGAAGAAGCAGCUGAGCAAGCUGCGCAGGAAGUGGAACUGGGUCCAGGUCAUGCAGCCGCAGCUGUGGACCUUUGAGUCAAAUCUCGUCAAGCCGGUGCCGUUCGAUGGGCUGGAGGAAGUCGUCGAGGCGGUGCAGAACCAGAUCGACUUGAUGACCAUCGGGCAUGACAUUGUUCCUCCUGUAGCCUGCUCGUCUCAGCUUGCAGGGUCGUCGCGAAGUACGGCGCGAAACCUGCCGCCGGAGCUGUGGUCUAUGGUCCUGGACUUCACGGGCGACUGGGAGCUUGCGAAGGCACUUGGCGUCUUCACAACUCUUCCGGCGCCACCAGAAUGGCGGCAAGCCAGCAGCAAGGAGGGACCGCAAACGCUUAUGCAGAAGAUCGAGUGGGCAGUACUAACGGGCACGCUCGACGAGCUCAAAGCGCUCCUAGACACCGGCCCGGUCCCACGCUGGCUCUCGCGGUCCUGCGUCCAAGUCCUCAUGCGCUUCGCCAUGAUCCCUCACCUGACCUAUCUAGAGACUUACCACAAAGAUCUCUUCUGGGCGACAUUCGGCCACUCCUUCCUCCCCGACAAGUCCUCCUCCGUCUUCGGCAAGAUCGAGCUCCUCGACUACUGGCACACCUCGCCCUCCUUCCUCGCUAAAGAAUACACGGCCGAAGCCCUCGACGGCGCCAGCAAGGCCGGCUUCGCACACGUGCUAGACUGGUGGCACAGAUCCGGGCUGCCUCUCAAAUACACCGAAGCAGCACUCGAGCAGGCAAGCAGCAAAGGCCACCUCGAAGUGCUCGAGUGGUGGAAGAAUGCCAGCACUUCCGAGUCCGCUGACGCUUCCACCGAGGCCCACCCAAGCCGCUCCAGCACGCCCGCUGCUCGCGCCGUCGACUCGGCCCCUAAAACACACCCCCGCACCCCCCUCCGCCUCAAACCAGGCAAAUCCAUCUCCCUCGCAACCCAGCACGCCGACCUCCCCGUCCUGCGCUGGUGGGCGCACUCCUCAAUCCCCUUCCCGCACGAAGACACCAUCACGCGGCUGGCGUCGCACCACGGCUACGUCAGCGUGCUGGACUUCUGGCACGAGGUGCGGGGCGAGAAGCUCGUGUUCGAUAACCAGGUGCUGGUCGGCGCGACCAAGAUGGGCCAUGCGGCUGUGCUGGAGUGGUGGAAGCAGAGCGGGCUCCGGGUCGAGUAUAAGACGUGCGAUAUCGAGGAGGCGCUGGAGGAUGGGGUCGAGGGGAGGAAGGGGGAGGAUGUUAGGAGGUGGUGGGCGAGGAAUGGGCUUAACUUGGGGGUGGGGACUAGUGAGUGGAUGAGGACAAGGGUGCUUGCGAGUUAG
This is a messenger RNA of Coniosporium apollinis CBS 100218, 1770 nucleotides long. RefSeq lists its product as uncharacterized. The transcript has a single exon. The record is from RefSeq and is a predicted model, not a curated record. Gene Ontology annotation, cellular component: phosphopantothenoylcysteine decarboxylase complex. The coding region runs from base 1 to 1770 and encodes 589 amino acids. NCBI's taxonomy places the organism in Eukaryota, Fungi, Ascomycota, Dothideomycetes. Gene Ontology annotation, molecular function: FMN binding; phosphopantothenoylcysteine decarboxylase activity. Gene Ontology annotation, biological process: coenzyme A biosynthetic process.